Lasiodiplodia theobromae is the source of this 1818-nucleotide messenger RNA. RefSeq names its product Sporulation associated protein. The transcript is spliced from 3 exons. Bases 1 to 1818 code for a protein of 605 amino acids. NCBI's taxonomy places the organism in Eukaryota, Fungi, Ascomycota, Dothideomycetes, Botryosphaeriales, Botryosphaeriaceae. The record is from RefSeq and is a predicted model, not a curated record.
AUGCCCAGUGUUGCUGAUGAGCUCGACUCGACCGAGGUGCCGGGCGUCGGUCCGCGGCGUCUUGUCCUCUGCUUCGAUGGCACGGGCAAUUCAUUCCUGGGCACCGAGGCCGACACCAACAUUGUCAAAAUCUACCAGAUGCUGCAGCGCCACACGGACGAUCAAUUCCAAUAUUACCAGCCCGGAAUCGGGACCUACAUCAAGGGCCAGUCCAAAUGCUCGCGGCGCAGCAUCUUCGACCUAUGGCCAGCCAUCAAGUCGACGAUCCUCAAGGCCGUCGACCAGGCCAUCGGCACGUCGUUCGAGGAGCACGUGCUGGCCGGGUACAAGUUCAUCAUGAAGCAUUACUGCCGAGGCGACCACAUCUACAUCUUCGGCUUCUCACGGGGCGCGUACACAGCGCGCUUCCUGGCCGAGAUGGUGCAGCAGAUCGGCCUGCUCUCUCGCGGCAACGAGGAGAUGGUGCAGUUCGCGUGGGAGACCUUUUCCAACUUUCAAAACGCGUCGGGCAACGACCCGCAGACGGACGAGGACCGCAAGCUCUACGACUACAUGGGCAAGUUCAAGGACGCCUUCUGCCGGCCCAACGUGCGCGUGCACUUCCUCGGCCUCUUCGACUGCGUCAAUUCCGUCGGCCAGUUCGAGAUCCCCCUCUGGCGCAUGAGCUACCAGUACAUCGCGACGCCGGCCGCCACGCACAUCCGCCACGCCGUGUCGAUUCACGAGCGCCGCCUGAAGUUCAAGCCGGCCCUGUUCCACUUCGACGACGACGCGAAGGUCGAUAUCAAGGAGGUGUGGUUCGCCGGCAACCACGCCGACGUCGGCGGCGGCUGGGGCCUCGUCCCCGGCCAGAAACACCUGCUGUCCGACACGCCCCUCAACUGGAUGGUCCAGGAGUCGCUCAACCUGCCCGGCUCCGAGAGCCGCCUGGCGUACAAGACGACGAACGUGCAGGACGUCGUGCGCGCCGAGAAUGCCUUCCCCGGCGUCGAGAAGCCCGGCACUACGGCUUUCGACGUCCGCCGCAAGACGAACCAGCCGCACGAUAUGCUCAAGUUCUUCCACGGCGUGGGUGUCUUGUCCGUCUUGCUGUGGUGGAUACUCGAAAUCCUCCCCAUCUUCUCCCGCCUCGAGCUCGAAAAGGGCAAAUGGGUCCCACGAUUCUGGCCGCCCAACCUCGGCGCUCCCAGGGACAUACCCGUCGAAGGCGAGCUGCACCCAUCCGUCAACGAGAUGAUCAAGGCCGGCAUCCUCGACCCCAAGUCCGUCCCUGAGAAAGGUGGCGACAACCCCAUCGUGCUGCCCAACGUCGGCGUCGCGGAUGCGCUGAGCGCGUGGAGCCAGGCGGCGAAGCGGAGGGCGGCGGAGAGGAGGGGCAGUGAGGAUACGCUUGUGGAGGGGUUGGGGGAGAAGGUGGGGGAGGGGUUGGAGGGAGUUAAAGAUAAGUUGGGCGAUGGGGUGGAGGGGUUGAAGGGGGGUGUGGAGAAGGCGAAGGAUGAUGUGGAUAAGCUAAAGGAUGGACUUGGGGAGAAGGCGAAGGAUGAUGUGGAUAAGUUGAAGGAUGGACUUGGGGAGAAGGUGGGUGGGAUUGGGAAGGGGGUGGAGGAUGGGGUGGAUAAGUUGAAGGGUGAUGUGGGUAAGGUGGGUGAUGAGGUAGGUGAGAAGUUGGGUGGGCUGGGCAAGCUGGCUGAGAAUGGGACGGACAAGGUGAAAGGUGAUGUCGACAAGGUAAAGGAUGACCUGGGUGAUAAGGUGAAUGGCCUUGGAAAGCUGGCUCAAGGUGGGCUGAGCUCGUUGACGAGGGGGUUGCGGGCUUGA